AUGUUUCUGUUGGAUUGGUUUUAUGGGAUAUUGGCGUCGUUGGGGCUUUACCAAAAGGAGGCCAAGAUUUUGUUUCUGGGUCUCGAUAAUGCCGGAAAAACUACCUUGCUCCAUAUGCUCAAAGACGAGAGGCUGGUGCAACACCAACCAACUCAGUAUCCCACAUCUGAAGAAUUGAGCAUUGGGAAAAUUAAAUUCAAAGCUUUCGAUUUGGGCGGUCACCAGAUUGCUCGAAGGGUCUGGAGGGAUUAUUAUGCUAAGGUGGAUGCAGUGGUGUAUCUUGUGGAUGCGUUCGAUAAGGAAAGAUUUGCAGAGUCUAAAAAGGAGCUCGAUGCCCUUCUCUCAGACGACUCGUUAGCUAAUGUCCCCUUUCUCAUCCUUGGGAACAAGAUUGAUCUGCCCUAUGCAGCCUCCGAGGAUGAGCUGCGUUACUACAUGGGCCUAACGGGUUUGACCACAGGCAAGGGCAAAGUCGACCUUUCAAGCACAAAUGUUCGUCCCCUUGAGGUCUUCAUGUGCAGCAUUGUACGUAAAAUGGGUUAUGGUGAGGGCUUCCGGUGGAUGUCUCAGUACAUCAAGUAG
Striga hermonthica is the source of this 582-nucleotide messenger RNA. Lineage: Eukaryota; Viridiplantae; Streptophyta; Magnoliopsida; Lamiales; Orobanchaceae. The record is from the annotation of a GenBank genome assembly.